Phycodurus eques (leafy seadragon) is the source of this 2886-nucleotide messenger RNA. It is a transcript of the gene trap1, whose product is annotated as TNF receptor-associated protein 1. NCBI's taxonomy places the organism in Eukaryota, Metazoa, Chordata, Actinopteri, Syngnathiformes, Syngnathidae. Bases 95 to 2254 code for a protein of 719 amino acids. Gene Ontology annotation, molecular function: ATP hydrolysis activity; ATP binding; ATP-dependent protein folding chaperone. Gene Ontology annotation, cellular component: mitochondrial inner membrane. The record is from RefSeq and is a predicted model, not a curated record. The transcript has 18 exons. Gene Ontology annotation, biological process: protein folding.
UAGUGUAGUUCGGUGUGUUUUAAACAGACGCACACGUUAGUGUCCCUUGGCGUGUUGAUAGCUGCCGUCAACCUUUUAACUCUUCACUGUCACCAUGUCCCGCUGCCUCGCUUUGGCCCGGUUCGGUGUCACGUCUUUGUCCGCCAGAACCACUCGGAGGGUUCCGCCAUGCGUGCGAGGUCUGAGCGGUUGUGUCUCGCGUUCCUUGACAUGGGACCCGCAGGUUGAACCGCAGGAGAGUUGGAACAGCCGGGCCAAUCUGCGGCGUCCUCAGCAGGCGUUCCCUUGGCUCAAGCAGCAGUCUUACUACAGCACGCAGGAGGCCGAGAAGGAGCCCGAGGAGGAAGCUUUGCACAGCAUCAUCAGUGAUUCCGAGGCUGUGCAAGGCAGCUUCUCUAAACAUGAAUUUCAGGCUGAGACCAAGAAGCUUCUGGACAUUGUCGCCAGGUCUCUGUACUCUGAGAAGGAGGUGUUCAUCAGGGAGCUAAUUUCCAACAGCAGCGAUGCUCUGGAGAAACUGCGCCACAAACUGAUGACUGCAGGCGGCCAGACGGCCCCCUUGGAGAUCCACCUGCAGACGGACACUGCCAAGGGCACCUUCACCAUACAGGACACAGGAGUGGGGAUGAACCAAGAGGAGUUGGUUGCAAACUUGGGAACCAUCGCCCGCUCGGGUUCAAAGGCCUUUUUGGAUGCGCUGCAGAACCAGGCGGAGGCCAGCGGCACCAUCAUCGGGCAGUUUGGCGUCGGCUUCUACUCGGCCUUCAUGGUGGCCGACUGCGUGGACGUCUACUCGCAGUCCGCCGAGCUAGGCUCGCCCGGAUUCAAGUGGUCUUCCGACGGCUCAGGGGUGUUUGAGAUCGCCGAGGCCAGCGGCGUUCAACAGGGAACAAAGAUAGUGUUGCACCUCAAAGACGACUGCAAGGAGUUCGCCUCCGAGGACAGAGUGAAAGACGUCGUGACCAAGUACAGCAAUUUUGUCAGCUUCCCCAUUUUCCUCAACGGUCGCAGGCUCAACACACUGCAGGCAUUGUGGGUGAUGGAACCCAAAGAGAUCAGCGACUGGCAGCACGAGGAGUUUUACCGCUAUGUGGCGCAGGCGUACGACAAGCCGCGCUACACGCUGCACUACCGCGCCGACGCCCCGCUCAACAUCCGCAGCAUCUUUUACGUCCCUGAAACGAAACCGUCCAUGUUUGACGUGAGCAGGGAGAUGGACUCCAGCGUGGCGCUCUACAGCAGGAAGGUUCUCAUCCAGACCAAGGCCACUGACAUCCUGCCCAAGUGGCUGCGCUUCCUCCGAGGUGUGGUGGACAGUGAAGACAUCCCGCUUAAUCUGAGCAGAGAGCUGCUGCAAGAGAGCGCUCUCAUCAGGAAGCUCCGUGAUGUCCUGCAGCAGAGGGUGAUCCGCUUCCUGCUGGACCAGAGCAGGAAGGAACCGGAGAAGUACAACAAGUUCUUUGAGGACUACGGCCUCUUUAUGCGCGAGGGCAUCGUCACCACACAGGAGCAGGACGUCAAGGAGGACAUUGCCAAGCUGCUCCGCUACGAGUCGUCGGCGCUGCCGGCGGGCCAGCACACCAAUCUGACGGAGUACGCCUCCCGCAUGAAGGCCGGCACGCGCAACAUCUACUACCUGUGCGCACCCAACCGCCACCUCGCAGAGCACUCGCCCUACUUUGAGGCCAUGAAGCAGAAAGACAUGGAGGUAUUGUUCUGCUACGAGCAGUUCGACGAGCUGACCUUGCUCCACCUGAGGGAGUUUGACAAGAAGAAGCUCAUCUCGGCGGAGACGGACAUCGUGGUGGACCACUACAAGGAGGAGAAGUUUGAGGACAGCAAACCCGCAUCUGAGCGCCUGACUCAGGAGCAGACUGAUGACCUGAUAGCGUGGAUGAAGAACGCCCUGGGUCCCCGCGUCACUAACGUCAAACUUACUCCUCGCUUGGACAUGCACCCCGCCAUGAUCACGGUGCUGGAAAUGGGCGCCGCACGCCACUUCUUGCGUACACAGCAGCUGGCCCGCAACGCCGAGGAGAGAGCCCAGAUACUCCAGCCCACCCUGGAGAUCAAUGCAGGACACGAUCUGAUCAAGAAGCUCCACGCGCUCAAGGACUCCAACAACGAACUGGCCGCGCUGCUGCUCGAACAGAUUUACGACAACGCCAUGAUCACGGCGGGCUUGAAUGACGAUCCUCGGCCGAUGAUUUCCCGCCUCAACGACCUGCUGACAAAAGCUCUGGCGAAGUACUGAGUGCACAAGUACUUUACUACAAGCACUGUGGUACAAAUAACAUUUUCAGACUUUUGUGGCUCUGAAAUGUGAGUGGACCGUUCAAACUUUUUUUUUUUUUUUUUUUUUUUAAACUCAGCCCUAACGUCCGACGGCAUUUUUUGAGGAUGGCAAACUGAAGAAUGAAUGUGAAAUAAUCUGGUACCAUCUUGAAAACACAGUCGAACCUUUUACUCAAAUAGUUACAUUACAUGUGAGUUAUAUUACACAAGCGACGUCCUCCAGCGGUCACGUCUGAAGACGUCGAGUCAAAAUGGCAGCAGUGCAAGUGGAGAGAAGCCAACGUCUGUGCUUUCUGCUCCGGUGUCCUGGGCGCCAUUUUGUGCCCAUUUCUGACCCUCUUCCUGCUUUUCGGGCCAACGUCCCCAGAUCCAGAAACUCCCCCAGAAGUUCCGCGAGGAACGUCACGAUAGUUUGUCUAUGUUGGCGAGGAAGCGCUGGGCCCACCACUCGUCCAGAUCGAUGGGCACAAAGUCUGACGAGAGAAGACGGCAGGAGGAACAAUCAGAAACAGAUUUUACCUAUCACUCCUGGAGUUGAAUAUGGAGUAAAAAAAAUAAGUGUGAUUUGUGUCAUGACUACUUCAAUUGAGA